AAUUUUAUUACAGUGGAUUUACAUUUCAGUCGUUUGGUGAAUGUGAUAUGGGAAAGGCUGUUGUCGGUGAUCCUCUGUGAUGGUGCUCUCAGCGUACAUGCACAUCAACUAGAAAAGUAGUCAACCUCAAUGAGACUUCUUCCUCUUCUGCAUUGACUAGUAGUGGCACGUAGUCCUAAGGGCUCUGGUUUUAUUUUUAUUAGUGAAGAGGGAAGCAGUACACUCUUUUCGGAUAAUUUUAAGAUGACGGCAGUUAGUGAGAUUUGGGUAUCCUGGUUCGGAUGUUGCGUUCCUCAGCCACAAAAGAGGCGGCGGAUUCGAAUCGAUAGAUCGAUGAUCGGUGAACCGACGAACUUCCAACACACUGCACACAUAGGGAGCAGAGACGUAGAAAUGCCCAACGAUCAAUUAACGGCUCUGCAGAUGCAGAUGCGGAGUAAAGGGGGCUACGAAUCUUCGUUUAAAGAUCCAGACUGGUGCAACUGAUAGGAAGAAAUGGAGGAAUCGCUCAUUCAUUUUAACAAUAUUUAUAAAUAUUAUACAUAUUACAUAUAUAUAUAGAAUAAGUAUUAAGUAUUUUUUUCUU
This is a messenger RNA of Nicrophorus vespilloides, 586 nucleotides long. It is a transcript of the gene Spec2, whose product is annotated as CDC42 small effector protein homolog. The coding region runs from base 244 to 486 and encodes 80 amino acids. Gene Ontology annotation, biological process: regulation of Rho protein signal transduction. Gene Ontology annotation, cellular component: plasma membrane. Lineage: Eukaryota; Metazoa; Arthropoda; Insecta; Coleoptera; Silphidae. The record is from RefSeq and is a predicted model, not a curated record. Gene Ontology annotation, molecular function: small GTPase binding. The transcript has 4 exons.